AUGAAGCCAUUGGUGCCUGAAGCUUCCUUAAAUCCAGAAUUAUAUGGGUUAAGAAGAUCACAUAGAGAAAGAAGAGGUCCUACGGUGAUAGAAUCAGACUCAGAUUCUGAUGAUAUACAGCCAACACGAAGAAAGAAGAAAACAAACACUGAUUAUGAAGACGACAUGGAUAUAGAUAUAGAUGACGACGAGGAAGAAGAAGAAUUUGACGAGGAUGAUGAUGAAUUUGUUGACAGUAAUAGAACUACGAGCAAGAAAUCAAUAAAACCAAAAAAGAAACUUUCCAAGAAGAAAAACCACAAAUCUGUUAGUCCUGAAAUACCCAUCCAAGAAUUAAGAUUUUCAACUAGAAACAAUAAACAAAUUAAUUAUACUGUUGAUGAUGGAAAUGAUGAUGAUUUAUUAGAAUCAGAAAUCGAAGAAGAAGAUGAAGACGAGAAUGGAAAUUAUUAUUAUUAUCAACAAGCUAUAGAACCUGAAAAUGAACGAGGGAUUGAUUUGGUAAUGGAUCAUAAACUAAACCCGGAGAACGCAGAGAUAACGAAUGAACCAAAAUUGGAUUAUCUUUUCAAAAUCAAAUGGACUGACGCUUCUCAUUUACAUAACACAUGGGAAAAUUUCGCAGACUUGAAGGACUAUAAAGGUUUUAGAAAAGUUGACAACUACAUCAAGCAAUUCAUAAUAUUUGAUAAUGAGGUUAGAAAUGACCCCUUAACAACCAAAGAAGAUAUAGAAGCAAUGGAUAUUGAAAGAGAAAGAAAAAGAGACGAACAAGAAGAAUAUAUACAAGUAGAAAGAAUUGUUGACAGUCAAAGAGUUGAAAAAGAUGACGGGGAAACUCAAUUGGAAUAUUUUGUAAAAUGGAGAAGACUUUACUACGAUGAAUGUUCAUGGGAAGAUGCUGAAGAAAUUGCAAGAAUAGCACCAGAACAAGUAACCAAAUUUCAACAAAGAUUAAACUCCAAGAUCCUACCUCAUUUAUCGGCAAAUUAUCCAAAUUCACAAAGACCACGAUUUGAAAAAUUAGUUAAACAACCAAUAUUUAUCAAAAAUGGUGAAUUAAGAGAUUUCCAAUUAACUGGUUUAAAUUGGAUGGCUUUCCUUUGGUCAAGAAAUGAAAAUGGUAUAUUAGCAGAUGAAAUGGGUUUAGGUAAAACAGUUCAAACCAUUGCAUUUUUGUCGUGGUUAAUAUAUGCUAGAAGACAAAAUGGUCCCCAUAUUGUUGUUGUUCCAUUAUCUACUAUACCCGCUUGGCAAGAAACUUUUGAAAAAUGGUCACCAGAUAUUAAUUGUGUCUACUACUUAGGAAAUAGUGAAGCAAGAAAAACUAUUAGAGAUUAUGAAUUUUAUAGUGCUAAUGGAAAACCAAAAUUUAAUGUACUUUUAACUACUUAUGAAUAUAUUUUAAAAGACAGAAAUGAAUUGGGUUCUUUCAAAUGGCAGUUCUUAGCAGUUGAUGAAGCACAUAGAUUAAAAAAUGCAGAAUCCUCACUUUAUGAAUCAUUGAAAAGUUUCAAGGUUGGUAACAGAUUAUUAAUUACCGGUACUCCAUUGCAAAACAACAUCAAAGAGUUAGCUGCGUUAUGUAAUUUUUUGAUGCCAGGUAAAUUCAAUAUUGAACAAGAAAUUGAUUUUGAAACACCAGAUGAAGAACAAGAAUUAUAUAUCAAAGAUUUACAAAAAAAUAUUAAACCAUUUAUUUUGCGACGUUUGAAAAAAGAUGUUGAAACUUCAUUACCAUCUAAAACUGAAAGAAUAUUACGUGUUGAAUUAUCAGAUAUUCAAACUGAUUAUUAUAAAAACAUUAUAACUAAAAAUUACGCAGCUUUAAAUGCUGGUAAUAAAGGGUCUCAAAUCUCAUUAUUAAAUGUCAUGAGUGAAUUGAAGAAGGCAUCUAAUCAUCCUUACCUAUUUGAUGGUGCAGAAGAUAGAGUUUUAACAAGAGCUGGUUCUUCAAAUAGAGAAAAUAUUUUGAAAGGCAUGGUUAUGUCCUCAGGUAAAAUGGUAUUACUUGAACAAUUAUUGACUAGAUUAAAGAAAGAAGGUCAUAGAGUAUUAAUUUUUUCUCAAAUGGUCAGAAUGUUGGAUAUUCUAGGAGAUUAUAUGUCUAUAAAGGGAUAUCAAUUCCAAAGAUUAGAUGGUGGUAUUCCAUCAUCUCAAAGAAGAAUUUCAAUUGAUCAUUUUAAUGCGCCAGAUUCUAAAGAUUUUGCAUUUUUAUUAUCCACAAGAGCUGGUGGGUUAGGAAUAAAUUUAAUGACAGCUGAUACAGUAAUUAUAUUUGAUUCUGAUUGGAAUCCUCAAGCCGAUUUACAAGCAAUGGCUCGUGCUCAUCGAAUUGGACAAAAGAAUCAUGUUCUGGUUUAUAGAUUUGUUAGUAAAGAUACUGUCGAGGAACAAAUAUUGGAAAGAGCUAGAAAGAAAAUGAUUUUAGAAUAUGCUAUUAUUUCACUUGGUAUAACUGAUCCAAAUGCUAAAAAGAAUAGUAAAACAGAACCAUCAAAUAAUGAGUUAUCCCAAAUUUUAAAAUUCGGUGCUGGUACAAUGUUCAAAGAUAAUGACAAUCAACUGAAAUUAGAAAAUUUGAACUUAGAUGAAGUUUUAAAUCAUGCUGAAGAUCAUGUUACAACACCAGAAUUAGGAGAAUCAAAUUUAGGUUCAGAAGAAUUUUUAAAACAAUUCGAAGUUACUGAUUAUAAAGCAGAUAUUGAAUGGGAUGAUAUUAUACCACAAGAAGAAUUAACCAAGUUGAAAGAUGAGGAAAAGAAGAGAGCAGAUGAACAAUAUUUACAAGAACAAAUUGCAAUGUAUUCAAAAAGAAGAGCUGCCGUCAAAAAAUAUGAAAAUGGUUCAGUUGUUCCGAGCGACGUUGAAGAUAGUAGUGAAGAACAAUCAUCAUCAAAACCACCAAAAAGAAGAGGUGCAAUUGAUCAACAAUUAUCUGAAAAAGAAAUUAGAGGAAUUUAUAGAUCUAUAUUAAGAUGGGGUGAUUUAGCUGGUAAAUGGGAACAAUUAGUUGAAGAAGGUACAAUCUCAAAUAAAAACCCCGUUUAUAUAAAACAUGCUUAUAAUGAAAUAGUUAGUACUUCAAGAAAAUUGGUUAAAGAAGAAGAAAUUAGAAGAGCAGAAGUAUUAGCAGAAUUAGAAAGAAAAGCAAAAGAACCAAAAGAAGAAGAUUCAAAACAAACAGCUUUAUGGAUUGCUAAAAAGAAAGAGAAAAAAGCAGUUUUAUUUGAAUAUCAAGGUGUUAAAAAUAUUAAUGCUGAACUAGUACUUAAUAGACCAGUUGAUAUGAAAGCAUUAGAAGAGAUUUUACCAGAAAAUGAUCCAUUAAAUAUAAAAUUACCAAAACAACCAAAAGCAGUACAAGCAUGGAGUUGCGAUUGGUCACCAAAAGAUGAUGCAAUGUUGUUAGUUGGUGUUUAUAAAUUUGGAUAUGGUUCAUGGGUUCAAAUUAGAGAUGAUCCUUUAUUAGGUUUACAAAAUAAAUUAUACUUGGAAAGUGCACCUAAUUCAAAAGAUUCAAAAAAUAAAGAACAAAACGAUGAUAAAAAAGAGGGUAAAGAAAAUACUAAAAAAGUCCCAGGUUCUGUACACUUAGGUAGAAGAGUUGAUUACUUAUUUACUUUGUUAAGAGAUGAUGAAGAAGGAACUACUAAUGAUACUUCAAAUACUACAACAAAGAAAAGAGUUAAAAAACCAGUUGAUCCAGCUAACAAAAAACGAUCAUUGACUAAAUCAGAAACUCCAGAAUCAACCACUAGAAAUGUAAAAGCUAAAAAGACUUCAUCUCAUGAUAAUAAAAAAGCAACACCUUCACACAACAAAAAAGCAUCAUCAUCAUCAUCACAUUUGAAACAUGAAGUUAGUGCAACUCCACCUAUCAAAACAAGUAAAGAACCAGAAAAACAUACCAAAAAGGAAUCCAGCUCCGAUAAUUACCAUCAUCAUCAUAAUAAUAACAUUACUACGAAUAAUAAUAAUUUACACAACAACAAAGAUGAUAAUGAUUAUGAAUAUGAUAGUAUGGAUGAAUCAAAAUGUAAAUCAGCAUUAGAUCCAGUAUAUAAAUCAUUAAAAAAUUUACAAAAGGGAUCUAAAGGAUUAGAUAAACAUGAAUGGGCUAAAAUUUUAAAAAAGGAAUUAAUUACAAUCGGUGAUGAAAUUGAAAAAUCAACAAAUAAAAUUCAAGAUGAAGUUAAAUCUCAAAAAUUUCAAAAACAUCUUUGGUCAUUUGCAAGAUCUUAUUGGCCAAGUAAAGUACCAAGUAAUAAAAUUAGUGAGAUGUAUAAAAGAGUUAAAAAAUCUUGA
Messenger RNA from Lodderomyces jiufengensis, 4308 nucleotides. RefSeq names its product chromatin-remodeling ATPase. The record is from RefSeq and is a predicted model, not a curated record. Gene Ontology annotation, cellular component: nucleus; chromatin. Gene Ontology annotation, biological process: regulation of transcription by RNA polymerase II; nucleosome organization. Gene Ontology annotation, molecular function: ATP-dependent chromatin remodeler activity; ATP binding; DNA binding. The coding region runs from base 1 to 4308 and encodes 1435 amino acids. Lineage: Eukaryota; Fungi; Ascomycota; Pichiomycetes; Serinales; Debaryomycetaceae. The transcript has a single exon.